CAUGCGCGCACAUCAUCCGUGAAUAAGCAGCAACGACGCUGUGAGAACUUUAUCGCCGUUUUUUAAAUGGAAGUUUGGCCCACAAACCCCGCAGUACAGCGACGGUUAUUGACUUUUAACGGACGUCUAAACACCAGAUUCGGGUUUUGAAAUAAGUGGUCCGAGUACUUCUGGUGCGGCAGGAGGAUUAUGGUCGCCGGAGAACUCGAAUAACGACAGAGUGAAACAGCAGCACGCACACACACACACACACACACACACACACACACACACACACACACUCACACUCACACAGUGAGGAGGCCAUGUGGUGGUUCCAGCAGGGUCUGUGCUUCCUGCCCGCCACUCUGGUCGUCUGGACGGCGGCGUCCUUCAUCUUCGCUUAUAUCACAGCAGUGGUGCUGAGUCAUGUGGAUCCUCUGGUGCCGUACAUCAGUGACACAGGAACAAUGGCACCAGAGAGGUGUGUGUUCGGCAUCAUGUUGGAUGUGUCAGCCUUUUUAGGUAUAGCGACGGUGUACGUGCGUUACAAACAGGUAGAGGCUCUGACAGGUGACGACAAACUCAGACUCCACAGACUGAACCGCUUUGGGCUCCUGCUCGGCUGGAUCAGCUCCUUCGGAAUGUGUGUGGUCGCCAACUUCCAGAAGACCACGCUGUUCUCCAUGCACCUGGUGGGGGCGGUGCUGACCUUCGGGGUCGGGGCUCUCUACAUCCUGGUUCAGACGCUGCUCUCGCUCAACAUGCAACCUCACAUCCACAGCAAGACCACCUACCUGAUCCGCCUCGGCAUUGGCGUCUGGACCCUGAGCAGCAUCAUCUGCAUGUUCGUAUCAUCAGUCAUCAUGCACACCAGUCUGCCAGGAGUGGACGUACCACGCAAACUGCAUUGGACUCCUGGAGAGACGGGUUACACAGCUCACAUCAUCAGCACUAUUUCUGAAUGGUCCCUGGCCUUUUCCUUCCUCAGCUUCUUCCUCACGUACAUCAGGGAUUUCCAGAAAAUUAACUUGCGAGCAGAGGUAGGUUUGCAGAGCAGCCACCUGUACGACUGGCCACACGCAGGGGUCGUCGUUUCACAACAUCUCAAACAUGAAGCCUCCGAGUCUUCUCCACUGCUGGCAGGAGGAACGUGACCAGCAGCAGAGCAUCCUGCCAAAACUGCUUCUACACCAGUUUUCACUAUUUCUAAUCAUGUUUAAAGGCUUUUUUAUAGAGUUUUAUAAAAGCUGUGGUGGCUCUUGAAGGGUCAGUUCACCCAAACAUAUCCUCUGUCAUUCUUCCAGUGGUAUCUUAUCAGGGCAGAUAGUUUUGAAUUUAUAUGUCGAGGUUUGGAGAUACGUCUGAGUUUUCUGCCUCGACCGUAAUACAAUGGAGGUGAAUGAAAUUUAGUUUGAAGUGCCCACAGCAUUUAAAAAAACAAAAACAACAUUCAAUCUCAACAGGAGAAAAUUUUCCAUAGUGAAAUCCCUUUCACCUCCAACACAUUGGAAGUGAAUGGGAUUUAUGUAUAUCUCCAAAUCUUGACAUGUAAAACCAAAACUAUCUGUUUAUGACACUAGAGGGAAGAGAGAUUCUUUAUUUUAUUUUUGUAAUUUGGAUAAACUGACCCUGUAAAUCCAAAUGUGAUGCUUUUGCACUUUUCCCUCAAACUAUAUCGGUCCUUCUCAGUGACUUUGUCCACCAGCUGCACUUUAUAUCAUUCAAUUUUGAAGAGUUUUUACUUCCUGUUAUAAAUUACACCUGCGUUUUCUUCCAUCGCGUGUCUGAAGCCCACCGAGCCUCAUUUGGUAGAAAUAAACAAUGAUUUUUAAAAAUAUUUUUACAUGUGAGCCAAUGGAUCCAUAAACUGUGAGGGGAAGCACACUCAGUGGAGCGCUGAGUUUCCAGUCCGUUAAACAAUUAAAGCAUCCUGUAUGCUGAACUUAAUUGUUUUUUUUUUCUCCUGUACAACCGACAGUAAGUGAACAGCUCCCCCUGCUGGAGGAUCAGAAGCCAAAUAAAUGUGAGCUUGUGCUAAUCUGUUUUGUCUGCCACUAGAAUAAUUAUACGUUUGGACAGUGUUUUAAUUAUAAUUAAUACUUUAAAAAAUGCAUUUAUUAAUGGAUUCAGUUUGUUAAAACAUUAAAAAUAUAUAAAAACCACAAUUACAUUUCCCAAUAUAUCAUUUCCAUACUCAUGAACUAAUACUACAAUGAAUUAAUAAAAUAACUUUAAUAUGGAAUUUAAAAAUACAUUUAAAAUUUUAAAAAUUUAACUUUUAAAUUAUUCUGUUUACUAAUGUAUUUGCCAAUUUCAGUUUGUUUCUCUGACAUUUUAUGUAACAUUUUCUCGUAAACAAACAUUCAGUGUUUCUUACCAAACCUCACUGGAUGAAUCUUUGAGGUCUAACAUGUCAAAUAUAUUUUUUUCCAUAAAACAUCUACAAAGCUGGGGUUCUUGUUAAAUAUUAUAAAUCCUGCAUUUUUUACAUCUGUGUUUACUUGCUAAUGGUCUUUUCCUUCAUUGCCUUCGUUGGCACAUUACUGUCACCAGGCCUCAGUGGAAUAGCUUGAAACUAACGUUGCAAAAAAAAUACAAGGACCCAUUCAUAAAAAACACAGCUCCACACGGCUGCACCUGGUCAAAACUCCACAGGGUACCUUUUAGUUUAAAGACAGCUCUUGAUUUUUAGAGGUGGAAAGUGUAAACCCGCAGAGAGGCAACAGAGCUCUGAUUGGACGGAUUCCCGUUAACGUACGGCAGCAGCAUCGUUUUAAUAAUUUUAUUUUUAAGUAGUGUAUCACCAAAAAAUAGAGAACUGUCUUUAAAUUAAAUCGAUAAGCGUCUUUAAAUUUACCAAUCUGUUAUUACUAAACGGUCUUCAGUCUUUUGAUGGAACAGGACCUGCUGUCAAUUAACUGAGAACAUAUCUACAAAUAAACACUGAUAUUUAAUCUUCCAACCCUGAGUUGUUCAUGUACAUUGUACUGUUUGCUGAUGUCUGUUAUACACAAGUAAUGUAUAACAGACAUCAGACAAGAAAUAAAGAUUUAAUUUUUUCAGUUACUGGUCAUACUUUGUCUACUU
Molecule: messenger RNA, 3069 nt
Organism: Xiphias gladius (swordfish)
Lineage: Eukaryota; Metazoa; Chordata; Actinopteri; Istiophoriformes; Xiphiidae
Gene: dram2b
Product: DNA-damage regulated autophagy modulator 2b
Exons: 8
Coding region: 306-1136 (276 amino acids)
Biological process (GO): photoreceptor cell maintenance; regulation of autophagy
Cellular component (GO): lysosome
Source: RefSeq, a predicted model, not a curated record